Messenger RNA from Fundulus heteroclitus (mummichog), 13370 nucleotides. It is a transcript of the gene nova2, whose product is annotated as NOVA alternative splicing regulator 2. NCBI's taxonomy places the organism in Eukaryota, Metazoa, Chordata, Actinopteri, Cyprinodontiformes, Fundulidae. Gene Ontology annotation, biological process: mRNA splicing, via spliceosome; regulation of alternative mRNA splicing, via spliceosome. The record is from RefSeq and is a predicted model, not a curated record. Gene Ontology annotation, cellular component: nucleus; cytoplasm. Gene Ontology annotation, molecular function: mRNA binding. The transcript is spliced from 5 exons. The coding region runs from base 502 to 2061 and encodes 519 amino acids.
UAUUUUAUUUUAUUUUUGUUUUCCUUUUCCACUUGAUUUUUAUUCCCCUCUUUGUUUCCCUUUUUGUUGUUUUCCUCAUUGUUCGCAGUGGAGCGCCACCAUCCUGCUCUGUCAGACAUGAGAGCUGCCUGCAGCGGAAUGAUACACAUAUCCUAGCACGCAUAUCUGAAGGUUGCUGGAAGAUAGAAUAUAUAUAUUUUUUUUCAUUUUCCCGCAGGACAGCUUAUCCGCAGAGCUUUGGAAAUAUUUUUUCCCCCUCUCUCCCUCUCUGCGCCGACCAUCUUUCCGUCGCUGCGCAGCAUCUCUCUCUCUGCAGCGCAGCUCAACCUGCUCCGUCCGUAAGAAAAAAGGCGUAUUUCCCCAUUCUUAAAAGCGUUCUCGCUUUCUCCCAGGACUCGUCCGCACGGCUGCGCUGCGUAAAGACCAACGGAGAAAGGGGGGGAAAUAAACGCAGGGAUUUAAGCGCAGACGCAGCUUAAGCAUCCAAGAGCGAGCUCGAAAAUGAUGGCCGGCGGAGCUGUGCAGCAGAACGGCAUUUUCUCAAACCCUCACCAUCACACUCAGCAGCCGCACAUGGAGUCCGACCCCCCGGAUUCGCGCAAAAGACCCCUGGAGACCCCGACUGAGGCCAGCAGCACCAAGCGCACGAACACGGGAGUGGCCUUCCUGCAGCCCCUAUUUGAAUCUGAAGGCAAUGUAUUCCCUCAACAAGAAACUGAGACUCAUGAGGAAGGCGAGUACUUCCUGAAGGUUCUGAUUCCCAGCUAUGCCGCUGGCUCAAUCAUCGGGAAGGGAGGCCAGACCAUCGUUCAGCUGCAGAAAGAGACCGGAGCCACCAUCAAACUGUCAAAAUCCAAAGACUUCUACCCUGGCACGACAGAGCGCGUGUGUCUGAUCCAGGGCACGGUGGAGGCGCUGAACGGCGUCCAUGACUUCAUCGCUGAGAAGGUGAGGGAAAUGCCUCAGAGCACCCAGAAGACAGAGCCGGUCAGCAUCCUGCAGCCUCAGACCACCGUCAACCCGGACCGCGUCAAACAGGCUAAGCUGAUUGUCCCCAACAGUACAGCCGGGCUCAUCAUCGGUAAAGGCGGAGCCACGGUCAAGGCGGUGAUGGAGCAGUCUGGGGCAUGGGUGCAGCUGUCCCAGAAACCUGAGGGGAUCAACCUGCAGGAGCGUGUGGUCACCAUCAGCGGCGAGCCAGAGCAGAACCGCAAAGCCGUGGAGAUCAUCAUCCAGAAGAUUCAGGAAGACCCACAGAGCUCCUCCUGCCUCAACAUCUCCUACUCCAACAUCACAGGGCCAGUGGCCAACUCUAACCCCACCGGCUCUCCCUACGCCAACUCCACUGAGGUGAUGCCGGCUGCGGCGGCCGCUGCAGCAGCCACGGCGUCCUCUCUGCUUGGCCAGGCGGGUUUGGCGGGGGUCGGAGCCUUCCCAACCACCAUGUCCAGCUUCUCAGGCAACGACUUGCUCGCCAUCACGUCCGCUCUCAACACCCUGGCCAGCUAUGGUUACAACACCAACUCUCUGGGCCUGGGGCUGAAUCCCGCCGCCGCUUCGGGGGUGUUAGCUGCGGUAGCAGCUAAUGCUAACCCGGCAGCAGCCGCCGCAGCUAAUUUGUUAGCGUCGUAUGCCAGCGACGCAUCUACCAGUGCAGCUCACUCUGCCGCCAGUCUUGGAGGCCUCUCUCUGGGGUCCCUGGCGGCUGCUACGGGGGCCACCAACGGCUACUUGAGUGCAGCAUCUCCACUGAUGGCGUCGUCUCUUUUGGCAACGGAGAAGCUAGCGGAGGGAGCAAAGGAAGUGGUUGAGAUCGCCGUCCCAGAAAACCUUGUCGGCGCCAUCUUGGGGAAAGGAGGGAAGACGCUAGUGGAGUACCAGGAGCUGACGGGUGCCCGGAUCCAGAUUUCCAAGAAAGGCGAGUUCAUCCCGGGAACCCGGAACAGGAAGGUGACCAUCACAGGAUCCCAGGCCGCCACGCAGGCCGCACAGUACCUGAUCAGCCAGCGGAUCACCUACGAGCAGGGGGUACGCGCCACCAACCCACAAAAGGUGGGCUAAAUCUGACAGCCGAUGAGAAAUGAGGAGGAAAAGAGGAAAAAAAAAAGGAAUGGGGGCCUGGGGGAGGAGAGUAAAAAAAAAGCGAAAGGGAAAAUGGAAAAGGAGAGGAGAGAAAGAAUAUUGGAAGGAAUCGUUUGCGCCGUUUUCUUCUGCGUGUUUUCAGUAUUCUAUAUUAAAAAAAAGGUUUUUUGACUCAAAGCAAAAAUGUGCUGAGAAGAUGAGGAGGGAGGGGAGUGAGUUAUUACGCUGAAAAACCAAGAAAAAAAAUGUGUAAAAUGUAAAUAAGGUUUUAUUACUUAACGUCUUGACCUUUUUGGGAAAUUUUUUGUUUUGUUUUGUUCUAUUGUUUUUGUUCUGUUCAGUAAAUUAAGCUGUCUGUUUGUGUAUUGUGUGGACAGAGCUGAAUGCCAUUUAGACAGGCAGACUGCCUGAGGGGCUACAGGGUGCAGGGGGGGUGGGGGGAGAGAUCAGGGUACGGUGAGGAGGAGGGUUGGUGUUUACAGGGUACAACCCUCCCACAUCCUGUACGGAUCCACACCGCACCCAUCCCUUCCCCUCCAGCCCACACGCCGUAUCCUCCGACAGGUUUUCGCCUUUUGUUCCAGGAAAUUUUUUCCCCCCCUACUCCAGCAGAUAUCCCCACCCCCACCCCCACCUUGCUUCUUCCCUCCCCCUUUUUUAACAGUGUGAAAAAGAGCAAGAUUGCAAAAGUUUAGCCAAGUGUGUGAGGAAAGAAACGUCCUCGACCCGCCUCCUUCCAGCUCCGCGUAUGAUUUCUCCUCCCUCCUGGGCGAAAACAGCCGAGGGAUGAGGUGGAUGUCGUGAGGUGCAGGGGGGCGGGGGGUCGUGAGGUGCAGGCAGAGGAGGGCGUUUCUUCCUUUGCACACGCUACCCACGCACACGCUACCCUACAACCUGCGCAGCCCUGCAGGAGUGUGGCGGCACGCUCCGCCCUCCACAUGUGGCGCCAGUGUUCUGGCACACGCUGAUGACGCGUAUGUGGUGCGACGCCUAAAGAUGCCAUGUCCGGCACACGCGCAGGCUCGCCCGCACCUCUGUAGUCUCCUAUAAUAAUAAUAAUAAUAAUAAUACUAAUGACGAUAUUGUCUUAUUACUGCAGGAAUCAUCAGCAUUGUCGCUAUUUAUUAAUGAUAUCGACCCCAUAAAGCGCAGUCUUCUUUUUUUUUUCUUUUUUCUUUUUUUUUUUAAUCUGUGAAUUCAGGUUGACAUGAAUGUAAAUGAGACUAUUUGUUUUGGUUUAAAUCUUUUGUUUUCUUGUAAGUGGACUGAAGAGGAAUAGUAAUGUCAAAUAGUGUAAUAUAUGUCUUAUUUAUGUCCAGUAAGAGAAGCAGCCCCAGGCAGUAAGAUCCUUAGAGUGAUAUAUCCAGUCAACGAGCAGAACAGGGAAUACACACACACACACACACACACACACACAUGAACACGCGGAAAGGAAACAUUUCAAUGCCGGAUUUGGUGCUACAAAAGGGAAUUCAUCAUAUCUUUUGCGCAGCCUAAAGGAGGAUUUCUAGUUUAGCAGGAAACUAUCUAAACCACUCACACCACAGACUGCAGUGCAGCUAUGUUAACCUUAAAUACCUGUUUCUGUUGCUCAGCUACUCCUUCUCAUGCUGCAAAAUAUCACCGCUGUCUGUAGCUGCGGAGAAAUGCCCUGUUGUCGUUUGCCUUCAGCGCAAACCUGCAGCUAAGAUGAAUAAUUUAGGCGAGCCGUCGAGCUGAGACUCGGUCUCGGCCGAACCGCUGCUUCUCGGCCUGCGGUCUUCCAAGCCCCUUUAGUUUAACCACCAAACCACAGACCAGAUCAAGCAAGAGCACUUAAGACUAACAGCAUACUACUGAGGAAACACGGCCGUUGAGUAGGACGAAAAACACUGAAACGGGACGAGGGAAUGUCAUUUGUCUGGGGUCCACGGCGAAGUCUGCAAAGCCUUGAGCGCAGAUUUGCUCUUUGACGGCAGCAUGCAUAUCAGUAAAGGAGAUAAAUAACCUCGCCGAAGCUCGCCCUUAUCAAGCAACCGUCCAACUGCCAGAAGGUAAAGGCCAGAUGACAGAUUUUCAACUCGCACCCAGGGAGCAGAGCUCCCGUCCGUUUACUGCCCACUGUAGACCCACAAGGCUGCUGAAGAUGCUGUUGUUUAUUGUCUUGAAUAUAUUUUGUUUGUGUUGUGUUUUUUUUUUUGUUUUUUUUUAAAGAAUCGGAGUACACUGAAUUAUUAUUAUUAUUAUAAUUAUUAUUUUGUCUUAAUGCACUGUGAAGCUAGAGAAGCAGUUUUCUCGGCCUACGAGGUCAGGGGAUGUGUGCUGCAGACGGCAUCAUGACUGGCAGGGAAAAACAAAACACAAAUCCACAUAUAUGAAAUAUAUGUAGAAUGCAUAUGAAGAACUUCAUGACAAAGCAUGUCAAAUCUGAACUCAUAAAGGAGCGGAAAGAGACUAGGUCGAUGAAGAGGAUCAAUCAGUCGAGGUUUAGGUCAGGUCGGCCUCCCUGCUCUCUCCGUGCGACGGCAGGGCAGGACGACGGGGAAGUGUUGGGCGUCCAGCAGCAGGUUAAGGAGGCUGGUUCAAAUUCUACGAAAAUAUACUUUCAGCUCAGUAUUUUAUAUUGAAUUUUUAUACGAUCCAAUAGGCGAAUCCCUGGAAGGAUAUUAGGUCCGAACAAGAGUUCAGACAGAAUGUAAAAAAGGCUAAAACUGAGGAGGGUGUGCUUUUGAUUUUCUUCUCCCUAAACAGCCAGACGAGGGAAGGGAAACUUUUGAUUGUUUAGUAAAAGAAAAAAAAGAAAGAAAAGAAAAACAACAAAAAGACCAACAAUCUGACGCCAAACGAAAUAUUGCGCCGUUCUCUGUUGGAGCGCCAGUGAGGGUUUAAAUCUCCACAACUUGGUAAGGAGGCUUCUUUACUCCCAUCUAACACCAUCCACACUCUCCUCACCCCUCCCACCCGUCCUCAGUUUUCCAGUGCACUCCCAUUCUGACACCCACUUCUCCUCCUAACACAUCGCUCCAUGGGUGACUAUGUCUGGUGUUCCGAUCGAUGCAUGUCUGCUGCUUGCCCCAGCAAAGGCCUCAGACCGAGCCGGUCCUCCCGAGGACCGCGGCGAUGGAAGAAGCGAGAGCUGGCAGGACGCAGUGCCAAGAAAACACUAGCAGUGUGCAGUUUAGAUCAGUGUAUUUUACUUUGUGACUGGAGCUAAGCAUUGCUAAUGAAGCUGGAAUCCCUUAUUGCACAAACACAUAUCAUGAGGUAGUAUUUUGACUUUGUCCGGGGUUUGACUGGAUCUCACGGUAAACGUUAAAAAAAAAAAGAAGCAACAGGAAGGUUUUGCGCUCCCACGCUGCAGUGAACACGUACUGUGCUGCAUCUGUUUUGUAAGCAAAAAAAUAAUGUCUUCUCUUAUUUCUCGAAGGAACAACAAUUUGUUUGAGUCGAGUCGUACCUUUUCACAGAUUCAUGAUUUGAAAUUUGUCAAUUUAAGAAUAUCUGUGUAAGCUGAACGUGCAAUAUGCACAAAGCACGCAUGCAGCACAGCACUGUUUCCUCUCAGAGGGAGAAGAGCUUAAACAUUUACUGUGUAGACUAACGAUGGAAGGAUUUCUAUUUCAUCUCAUCGAUCAAACCUUAAAAUAUUCUUUUAGUUAUCUCAACGCUAGGAGGCUGAAAUAAAAAUGUGACAAGUACUGGAAGCAAUACUCGUGUCGGCAUAUCGUGUUGUCCCGUCUCUUAUCCUCUGUCUGCCGCAUAGGAGCUUUUGGAUUUAACCGUAGAUGUUGGAUAGGUUUACAAAAGUACAUCUUUUUUUUUUUCCUCCUUUUUGUUUUUUAAAUUUGUGGAAAUGCUGCUAUUUAAUUAUAACUGAUGUACUGAGACGACAAGUUUAAAACAUAUCGGAAACCUGUCCUUUUUAGCUGGAGCAGCUAGUUUUUAAGGGACAGCGUAAAAAUAUCGCUCUGUUAGAUGCUGACAAUAAGUUAAUUUUGUGCCAAAAUAUUUCUUGAAGGAGCUAAAAACGCUAAACGUGUUAAUUCAGAACAACAUUAGGUAAGAAGAGACCUCCUUUUAUAUGAAGAAAAUGUGAAAAGUGCCAAAUGAACCAUAUUUCUAGUAAGGGUGAAGUUCCCGUAUUUGUUUUUAAGAACUAGCUAGAAUACAAGACGAAGCACCUCAGUAUAACUUUGUGUUAAAGUCCUCUUUUGUCCUUCCUGCUGUAGAAGGGACUGCCAUGUUAGUGUUAGCCGAACCUCUGGGAGAUCCACCUCCCAGAAUGCAACAGCACUACAACUCUGGGGCUAGAACGAUCAACAUAGCGCUAGGCUAGCAUUGUCAUGCUAAAGAAAAUGUGACUAAGAUAGCAUUCUUAAAUACAAACUUUUUAUAGUUACGACAAAAAAAAUAAAAUAAAAUGUAUUUUGUGGAAAUAGAUGUUAUCUUUUUUGCACGUCUAUAUUGCAUGAUAUCAAAGUGAAGCGUGGACAAAAAAAAAAGGAAAAAAAAUCUAAGAAACAAAAACAAGCAAAUAAAAAAAUAGGCAGUGUGUGUCGUUGAUUUUCUGAAACAAAUCUCUGCAUGUCGACAAGGGUAGAGCAUUUUGAUAUUGUUUUCCAUGCGUUCAGACUGUUGUUGUUAUGCCAUGCAGUUGUGUUAAAGCUGCCAAACAUGCGCGCUACAUGUUUGAUUUUAUUGUUACAAAACAAGUUUUUUCAGAGUUUAAACUGACUAAACCUUCCUAAGAGGGACACGAACAAAGCUCUUGAACAAAUCUAAGACUUUCUUUAGUUAUAUCUUGAGCGAGCUUGGAAUAAAAAAAAAAUAAAAAUGUAAGUGCAAAAUCUAUAUAUCCAUUAGGAUUUAGUUUCAAAUCUAGACAGAGAUUGUCCACGAAUGUUCUCAUCACUUCAUAAGUUUCACUUUUCUGACAACUGUUGUUGCUGCAGGAGCUUCCAUGUGUUUCUGUGUGGCUUUGUAUUCUAACAUUACUAACCUGUGGACACUCUCUGUCGCGUGUCCUCUUAUACCCCCCACACUCGAUCUCCGGCUUGUCCUGGCAUUGAUGCAACUGCUAAAACAGUUCAGGAGGGAUCCAGGAACAGUGCGUGAGGAGGAGGAGGUAAAACUCCCCUGCGCCACGUUUGCUGGUCCUCCCUGGGAGCCUGGGCGCAGAACUGGGGACGGUUCGUGUUUUUCACUGGGGAUGCACCGAUCUGCUGAUUGGAACCGGACGAUUUUCACACUAUCAGUCUGUUUUCUCCCCCCACUGAAUCCUAUCCGAGGUUAGGAGAUAGGCACUGAAUGACCCUCAUACAGUAUAAUACCAUGAGUUAUUAUACUACAGUAACAGUAGUUGUUUACUGUUAUUUUCACACCUAGACAUAGGCAAUAAUAUAUUGCUAAUUGCACAGAACAUUAUAUUGUAUUACACUUCUCCUGUUUAUAGAGUAAUACGAGAGUAACAAGCUGAUCACAGCUGGUUCAUCGGUGGAAAUAUUUUUAUUAUUGUACUUUCAGCCAUCUGAGCGGCAGUCCGCAGCAACAGGCGGAUGAGGGGAAGCGCUAGAUUACUCUAUGCUGCACCAAGCAGUAGGAAACUCCAGCCACUGUGGCGUCUAACUAGAAGAGCCUUAAACUUUGGUAACGUUAUGGUGGGAAAGCGUUGCCGUUUUGAACCUUUUGUAAAUCUUAGUAAACGGAUUUAUCUUUGAUCAGUCGAUGCCUUCCAAGGACUUGUUCUUUGAUGGCUCAGUAGGGAUCUUCUUGUAAUCCCUUCAACCUCGGUCAAGAAACCUGGAGCACAUUUACUCCAGCUGUUGCAGAUGUUUGCCACAUUUAAUCCCAGAAGCAAAGCUAAGCUAACACGAAUGAGUUUGUAGCUGUUUAGUCCUUAGAGGAAAACCAGAAAUCGGUAUCGGCCAGAGAAAGCCCGAUCGGUGCAUCUCUAGUCUAGGCUCCCUUAAGAUCCAGUCCAAGGCUCAGGUUCCACAGAGAGAAACAAGCCUGGACGGUUCCAGUGGGGAUUUUUUUUAAAUCCCAACACAUCCUCUAUUUGCUUUAUUGGCUUCAGCAUGAACGUUGUAAGGAUUUAAUUUUGUAACCACAGACUCUGUCAUUUAUCUUUUUCUCAUGUUAGACAGCGCUUUCAUUGGUGUCAGGUAUUGGAUCCUGACCCAAACAUUCCCAUUCUUGCUCCGAGUUCUAUGUUUGCACUAAACUCUCUGCUGACACUGUGCAUGGCAGGCCAAGCUGAGGCGGGGGGGGGUUUGCUGUGUAAGACUACUGUAGAUGUUUUUAGCAUCGAUGUGUGUUUAGAUGUGCAUGCUCCUUCUGUCCUUCUCUCUGGGUCUGUCCGCUAUAGGUCAGCUCUGUGCUCAUGGUGUCUCUGUUGAUAGCUGAUAAGUCAUACAGUUGUUGUUUUUUUUCCAUGGUUUUAAUUUAACUGUGAUGUGUAGAGAAAAUGCUACUUUAACCCCCCCUUACCUGCUCGAGAGGUGAGCUCAUAGCUUCUUCUGAUUUGUUUUUUCGGCCCCUCCGCUCCACCUACCUCUAGAAACCCGCUCACAGCCACGCCGCCCCCCUUCAAACAACAUCCACAGUGUAUAGAAAGGACUUCACCCCCCCCCACCCCCCCACCCCCCCACCCCAACCCCCUUCCUCUUCACCCAAAACUUGGUCCCCAUUGAAACACCAGCAACUGUAGACUGCAUUUGUCACAUCACUGUUCUUCUGUUUCUUCUUCUCGCUCUUUUUUUUUUUUAAUUUACUUACCUCCCUGGUUUUGAUUUGUAUUGUAUGCUCUAACCCGAACCUGUUUUAACGAAAUGCCAUUUAUGUGUGUAGCCUGUUUACCCUUUUUUCACAAACACACAAACACACACACACUCCAUGCCCUCUUUAUGUGCACUUUCACUGCCCACUCUUCCUCCUCCUCCUCCUCCUCCUCGCCCAAACAUACACUCGCAGCACACACUUUCCUCCUCCGCCUCCCACGAGUCUCUUCUCUCGAGUGCCAAAAUAGAACAGAGAGGAAAACAAAAAUGACAGCAGCGACUACUACUACUACUACUACUACCAUUCCAAGCGUUUCUUUGAGUUGUUCUUGUGUCUUGGACAUCCAUCCUGGAAGCACCCAUGAAGCCAGCAUGCUCCGCCCUCAUAACAUGAUGUCGCUCAUGACGUCUCGACUGAACAGCACCUUUUGCCCCCCCCCCUCUACCACCACCACCACCUUCUCCUCCUCCUUCCCACUCCUCCUCCUCCCCCCACCCCCCACACCCACAAGGAUUAACCCCUCCGCAGGUUGGCUACCUACCUACUGUCCUGCCUCUCAACCUAAAAAAAAAAAACCAACAGCCCUACCGCUCAUGCCAGCUGCUUUCCUAACUCUGUCAUUUCUUCAGCCUGUUGGACUCCAUUGAUUGUGUGCCAUGGUGUCGGGGGCACCUUCCACUCGCCUCACCUCCCUCCUCUCUCUGUAUCUGCCCCCCCCCUCCCCCACACCUCUUUUCUAUUACUUUCUCUGUAAUCCCUCUCCUCUCGCUCUCGCUCCAUUUGAUUUUUCUCAGUGGGAAAGAUUCAAAAACUCCAUUUUCUAAUGAUGAUUUUUUUUUUUAUCUAUUUUUUUGUUUCUGUUUGUCGUUUAACAUCCAAAACCACGCACGCCGACACAUGCACCGCCCUCCGUGCAGUGGUGUGUGUGGGGAGUGUUUACGCACCGUCAGCUGAGCAGCCAUCCUCUGUCCUCUCGAACUUUUUGAACUUUUCACCCCCUCAUGAACUUUAUUGACCUUCCUCCUCCUCCUCCUCCUCCUCCUCCUACCCCACUUCUGUGUUCAUCCAACUGUUUGGACGAUAACUCUCCAUUCCAUCCCCAAAACCUCUCUGAGACUGUGCAAUUGCUAGCUGAUAUGAUUGGAUUUGUUUUUUUUCUUUCUUUUUUGUUUGUUUGUUUGUUGCUCAUCAUUGGGGGACAUUUCUCUGAGAUACAAGUCAAAAAGGAACAAAAAAAAAAAAAGAACAAAAAAAUAUCACGAAAGUAAGAAAAAGAUCCCAAAAAAAAAAAAAGGAAACGCAGACAAACAAGAAAAAAGAUUAAAACACUAAGAAACUGUUUCUCCACGAUUUCAUUUUUUUUUCUCUCUCUCUCUCUCUCAUUGUAAAUAUUUUUUUGUCAGAGUUUUGCCAAGCUGUAAAGAGAGAAGUGUUAAUAAGCAGAAAGGGGCCGGCAGCAUAAAGAGAGAAACUCGUGGAGGCCGCCAUGCCACUCCUGAACCCCGUAGCUAGGUGUGCCUGUAUAAUCGCCUCUGGUAGUUCUACUGUGUUGCCCUGUGCUGUUGUCGUUAGUGUUGAUUUUCCUCCUGUGUGCGCUCUUAGCUUUCCUGUCGGCUCGUCAGAAAGCAGUUACUAACCCACGAGUACUAGUCCAAGCCGCUCUCGACGUAGGCUUUCUUCACGUGCAUUUGUUGAUGUUCUCUCUAACAGUGAGUUGUAGUGGCGUUAGUAUGUUUUAUUAUCAAGCCGUAGUUAUAUAGUGUUAGAGACAUAUCAUCGUUCAAAUACGCACUCGGCUCCUCUCUGUGUUGGGAAAAAGAAUCCUCUGGAACUGAAUGUCAUUUUUUAUUUUUUUUAUUUUUUAAAAGAAGCAUAUCAGUUCCCCUCUUGCAAUACAGCCGUAGUUUACGUCCAAGAGAUCGUCUGCGGGCGCCGCUCAACCACCUGGUCGCCUGCAGAACCAAACUCGGAUCACACCUCCAUGUUUCGCCUCUGCAUCGAGACAUUUUGGGAAAAAAAAAAAAUAACCGAGUGAGUUUCAACUCCACCAUUUCAUCGCAUUGCUCUCAGCUCCACUCUUGAUUUAUGCUGCCUGCCCCAUCGCCCUGAGAACACCACAUGAGCUAUUUAUUUCUCAGACUAUUAUUGAUAUACUAUUAAUAAAUAACGCCGCAACAAGAAAAGGGAAUGACUGGAAAAAAAAAAGGUGAAUUAAUACUAUUGUUUUGUUUUUAUUUUUUAGUAUCUUAGUGGUUGCUUUUAACAACAUUCAUUAACUGACUUAAAGAUUAUUGAAUAUUUAAUGUAAUUGUAGCAUUGUGUUUGUAAAGCGAAAAAAAAAAAAACUAGUGAGUUGUGUUUCUUGACUUGUGGAUUACCAGUGAAGUGGGCAAUCUAGUGCUAAUAUAUAUAUGAGGUCUUUUUUUUAAGGAUUCUUAUUUUGCGACAGCAACAGCAGUCAUUAUAAAUGUUCAUUUUAGCAUCACCUGUCUUCCGUUGUCUUAUUCUUCACCUUCCACCACACUCUGCAUCAUCACAGUAACACAUCGCAAGUCCGGGGUGGGAGCGAAUGCAAGUUCGUGUGAGGGAUGCGUGUUGCUGAGCGGUGUGGGAAAUGCGUGCAUGUGUUGCUCUGCUAACUUGCCUUUGGACGCAUGUCUGCGGUGGUGUGUCUGCACGCGUGCGUGGGCGUGUGUGUGCGUGUGUGUGUGCGUGUGUGUGUUAGCUCUGUGAGGGUGGGGUUUGGGGUGGGUGUUUCUGUCCAGUGUCCACCAAAAGCUAAAACCUGUCAGGCUUCCAUGCUCCCUGAUGGAACCUCCUGACGUUAUAGCUGCAAACCCUCAUCAUGUGAUCUGACUCAACUCGACUGUCCAUAACCCCUUCAGUCACCUGACCAACCAAAUCAACCAAUCACUGUCCACCACUACCGCCUACCCCUGCGCCAUCCUUUGCUGCACACCACCGUCAGCCCCAUGUGAUGUUCUCCAUCGAUAACAUACUACUGUCACAAUCUACUGUUACAUACUGACAGGUCUGGGGAUAAAAGCUUGUGGAGAGUGUUUUCAACCUGUAGAUUCCCAAAGGGUUUCAACCCAAAACAAAGGCCGCCAUAAUUCCAGACAAGUGCGCCUCAGGCAGUUUGAUUCUCAAGAGGUUCAACUAAACGAAGUGUUUGGCAGUUUUAACAUAUCUGUCUCUUGGAUUUCUGCCUCCAAAGCCGUGGAGGUGAAUGAGAGUCAGUCUGUGGCGAUGCUCCCAGCCUUAAGACCUAAAAUCCUCCAUAGGAACCUUCCAGUAAAGGAGAACGUGUCCUUGUUGCUCUGGGGAAACCACAUGCAUCUCUGGGAACAGUUUUACUGGGACUAUAUAUAUUUUUUCUGACGAAAGCAGACGUAGUUGUUGUGCAACAAAAAUAAAUUUGUAUCGUCCAGCGGCUGGGGACAGAAAUUUGCGUGGCAGAUGUGUAAAAAAAAUCUCAAUGUGUCAGAAUAGCAUUUAGGUAAGCUUGAACCUCUAAUCUCCAUGAGGUGCACUUCUUUUCCUUUUACACCAUUUCACUCAUUUAAAAUCAUCAACGUUUUAAUUUUUCAACUCAAGAUUAUUCUUUUUGGCCAGAGCUGCAUACUGCAUCCUAUUGUUCAUACCGUACGUGCUGCAUACUACCUUUACCAGGUCAGAAUCCACCUUAACCUGUUUCCAUGCCAACAACAGAGGAGCCAGUUGCCAUGCAACUGGCUUCCACCACAACAAACCGACCCACCGACCAGUCAUAUUGCCCAACUGACGAAGCCACGCCCACCUGCAUAUGAUUUGCUCUUAGAGGGGGAAAAAAAAAAGAGAGGAUAGGAAGGUAGGGAGGAGAGAUGAAGGAAACGUAGUUGUGAUUCUCAGGGUGUCUUACGCAGAUUGACUGUUUAGUCUGUUCUCCAGUCUCUCACUGGUGUCUUGUUGCCCCCAAACUGAGCCCAAAGACGAUCGUGACCUCCUAUGAGAAAAUCAUUUGUAUUCCCCGAUUGACCACUGACCAAUUCUUCUCGAUCAGCUGAUUGAUAGCAUCGAUUGACCAAUUCUCUCUGAGAUGGUACGCGGCCCGCUGAACGAAGCUCGGCACUGUAACUUAUGUUUACAACCCAAAUGAGACCAACAACGCUGUUGACAGAAUGUGUAGGACUUUAAAAAAAAAAAAAAGAAGAAGAAGAGAGAGAGACAAAUCUCUGAAGAGUACUUAUUUCUAAAUAAUGGAACUUUUCGCUUACUUUCUAUGUGACAUGAGGUAAUGUAAUUUUUUUCAAUCAUUGCAUGUGACUAUUUUAUUUGCAAUGAAACUGUUAGAAUGGAUGGUACAUUUGUGACGUCAGCGCAACAUUAAGAUGCCUGACGCUAGAAAUCAGUCGGUGUCUAAAUUUCCAUGUCGCCCGUGGGGAGUGCUUUUGGACCAAUGAAUGCUAAAUGUGUGACCAUACAAAGCUGUAAAGGUUUUGUUUAUUUGUACAUGGUUAUGGGUAAAAUAAAUCAUUGAAGCAAAGUAA